GUCGCGGGUAACGUUCGACGCGCGUCGUGACUCGAAUGUUUUGCACAAGAAAACGAUUUGUUAAUAACGAUGUCAAGUCAUGCGAAGUACAGUUUCGGUAGUAUUUUCAGUAAAAAGUGGCGGCACGAACGAAAACUUGGUCGUUUCGUCGUUUUCGCGCCUUGCAACUGGCUGCAAUGAUGUAAUAAGUAUUCACCUUACUGAUUGUCGGAUUUUUGACAUAUAAUGUUACAUGGUUCAAUGGAUGAUUGGUUAGAACAAGAAUCGUCACUUCGCCUGAUACAUCGUGCAGACUUCCGAGUAUCCCUAAUAUUUAUGAACAUAUAAUAUGUUUAAUAUUUAAUAUAUAUAAUAAUAAUAAGUAAUUAUCAUAUAUAAAUAUAUCAGCUAUGUCCAAUGAGGAGCGCUUGAGGAAGCUCUUGUCGGAUCUGGGAAAGGCUACUCUGCGCGGAGUUCGGAAGUGUCCGAAGUGCGGCACUUACAAUGGUUCGCGCGGCCUCUGCUGCAAGAAUAAGUAUUGCGACGCGGUGUUCAAGGAACCUGGCGAGAAGCGCAAGUUGUCCACGGAAGCUUGUAAAUUGAUCACGGGCUCCACAGUACAGGUAUUUUCCGUAAGAGUGAGGGACAAGGGGCCUGAUUAUCGCGGAUUUGUGCAGUUACCAUUGAUAAACGCCACUAUUUCAAAUGACAUCACGACGUUUAUGUCGCAAACCACCGCAUUGUGCUUUGUUGACAGCUGCGAGAGGAGUUUCGACACCAGUGUACUCAAAUGCCACGAGAAGGAUUACUCGGACAUGUCAGUGUCGACAUGCCAGCAUAUUCAAGCAGCGCUGAAGUGCUACGCUGAGGCACAGCCGUUGACUCUGAGAAAUUCGAUCCUGUCAUCGUUGAAUGUAAAUAACGAGACGAAGCAGGAGAUAUGGCUGUUAGCGACAGAGACCUCCGGUCCAUUGGUGCAGAGAGUCUCUAAGAAUAUAAUGGCGGUGAAAUGUAAAGCUUCCCCUAAACAUCCAUUGGGCUAUCUCCACUUCUCCUUCUUCGUUACCAAGUUGAAGGACAGAAUCGAGCAUCGUUACUUCUGCAGUUGCACCACGUUCAAGGGUGCAACGAAGGGUGCUACCGCAGGGGGGGACAAAGUGGACAGCACUUCGUCGUCGCAGCCGAAGCGAUGCGUGCACUUCUACGCGUGUGUCUGCGCUUUUAUGAGCGAUCCAAAAUUGUCGGAAGAGUUCAGCUAUUAUAUUAAUCUAGAUCAGACGCAGUCGACUAUACCAAAACCCGUGACGACCGUGGCACAGAACGACGAGGAGGACAAAAUCGUCGGAAUCGAUCUGGAUAGUUUAACCACGGACGACACUGACACGCACCUCUUGAUUUUUCGCGACGACACCCUAACCGUGCAAAGUUUAGACGGGAACAGGCUUGACUUGGACUCCAUGAAUCUCGAUUCCUCGAUUUUAUCACACGGUAUCGUCGAAAACAUAGAAGUGGAGUGCGAUCGUAGUUUGUUGGACGACAACAACAUAAUAUCGCAGGUUCAUAAUUUGGAAGUGAUCGAUCAGAACGGCGUUCAGCUGAACGGGAACGCUAUAAAGAUACUGGACGACCAAGCGACAAUCGACACAAAGUACAACGUCCUCAACAACAGUCAAUACAUAUUAAACGAUAACAAUAUAAAAAUACUGGACGCAAGCACGUUGAAGGUACUCGAUGCGAACACCAUGCUGAGCGUGAACAACGCGAAGGUAGUUGAUAACAGCAACGUCCUUAACAAUGGCAUCAAGAUUAUCGAGAAGAACGCCUUGGUGCACUACGACAACAAAAGUCCGUCGAAUGUCGAGAGCAACGCGACGCAACCGGCGGCAGUCUCGAGCAAGCGAAAGAGGGAUGAGAAGUCAACGUCCGUUAACAGCAGCAGCAGUCUCAGCUUGAACUCGAUCGAGCCCAGGAAAACGAAGACCAAGUCGCAGAUCGUCAAGAAGUAUCAGAACGCGUGCCACGAUGAUCUCGACGAGGCUAGCACGAAUCUGCCGUUCAUCAAAUGGCUCGCGUCCAUCACCGAGCGGAUCAAUCAGACAAUGCACUUCCAGUUCGACGGUAAGCCGGACCCAUUGGUGUUCCACGUGCCGCAGGUCUUCUUCGACUGCCUGCGCGAGCGGAUAUCGUGCGGCGGCAAAAAGAAACGCCUGCCGAACUCGACGACAGCAUUCGUGCGGAAAGACGGCGUGCCGUUGGGCACGUUCACCAAAUACACGUGGCAGAUCACCAACAUCUUGCACGUGAAGAGUAUCUUCGAGACGCCGUACAUACCGUUGGAGAUCACGAGGAGCUUCGUGCAAAACGCUGACGGCACGUACGAAUUAUACAAGCGCGAGGAGACAGAGAUAGAUCGCUAUAAGAAGACGAAUAACAACGCGUUGAUCAAACCGUUAGAGUUGAAAACGUAUUUGAAAGUGGGUAAGCACACAUGGAAUACUUCUCCGAAUCAAGUCGAACCUACGCCAUUCUUGAUAGAGUGGAUACCGGAUAUUUUGCCAAUCUCAAAGAUAGGUGAACUUAGGAUCAGGUUCGAGUUUGGACACGUGAAAAAUGAAACGAGUCACAAGGGGAGGAAAAUCGCUCUUUCUAAGAAUUAUUAGGCUCAUACUGCUCUUGGAAUACCGAUCAUCGUGAAAUUUUCACUUUUCUACCACAACGGAUUCGAGAACGACUUCCGUAUUUCGUAAGAACUCUACAAGCUAAUUCGAUGUUAGAGGCUCUAGGCAAUCUGAAGUCUUGUUGAUGGUUAAUUGUAAGCUUCAAUGUUAUUUCGUGGUACGUAAAAUGAAACGAAUGAACUAUAUGCUUUAAGGUUGAACGACAACCAUCAGAUUUGUAGCAGAUGGUAAUAUGGACAGCGUUCCAAUAUUCGCUGUCCCAGUACAAAAAAAUCGAUAGUAAUACUUGACAUAAACUAUAGAUUUUCACACGGUACUGACAGUGAACAUAGUGGAAUGCAGUUCCAUAGUUUCUGGAAUCGCUAAUUCGAAGACUGAUGCAAUUCUCGCGAUUACAUGAACAUAGCACGACUCGACGUUAUAAGAUUUCGAUCCUAUUUACGAUUACAUAUAAAUUAAACGAAAUUAUGAAUUGUUGCUUACGCCGUCAGGCGUAUAUAUUCUCUGUAUUUUAUAUUGUAUAUUUUUUAUUUAACUUAAAACGAGAGAACGUCGUGUGAAGGACAUCCGAAUCAUGAGAAAUGUGUUAAUAUUAUUAUUAGCAAUUAUGCCGCGCCGUAGCGUGAGUUUUAAAAUAUUGUGAUAUAAAUAUAUAUUGUAAAUAUUAUAUACUUUAGACUUUACGCCGUUAUGUGUAAAAAAAUAUAUUUAUAUUAUUUAAUAACACACGAGAAUGUAGCUCUGUUCUGUGAGCGCACGUAUUACAUACCACACACACACACACGUACCACACAUUUGGACUUGAAAAUAAAUUAUAUUAUUAUAUAAAUUA
Dinoponera quadriceps is the source of this 3489-nucleotide messenger RNA. RefSeq lists its product as uncharacterized. The record is from RefSeq and is a predicted model, not a curated record. Gene Ontology annotation, cellular component: nucleus. The transcript is spliced from 6 exons. Lineage: Eukaryota; Metazoa; Arthropoda; Insecta; Hymenoptera; Formicidae. The coding region runs from base 390 to 2639 and encodes 749 amino acids.